UCCAUUUCGGUUACAAAAAUCCCCAAUUAAAUACACCAAAAAGUUGAAAUCAAUGCCGGUGAAUUUGACGGCCAACGCUAUUGCGGCGAUAGACGCCGGAGACGUCAACGCCAAGCCGCUGGUGCAGGUGUUGGACAUCAAGCUCAUCGGCUCCUCGCAGGAGCGCUAUCGCUUUCUCCUCUCUGACGCUGUGGCUACUCAGCACGCUAUGCUCGCCACACAGCUCAAUGACCGAGUCAAAACCGGUCGAGUCCGCAGGGGAUCCGUCAUCCAGCUCAUCGAGUACAUCGGCAGCACUGUCCAGAAGCGCAAAAUUAUUGUGAUCCUAAACAUGGAAACCAUCAUUCUGGACUGCGAUGUAAUUGGUAACCCUAGUGUGUUGGAACUUGAUUCACUACCUGAAAAGCCAUUAUCAUCUGGACCCCGACCAUCAAUAAACAAUAGUGUUGCUGGUGCUCAGAAUUUGUCACGAACAAGCUACAAUAAUGUCAAAACUUCAAGCUCCCUAAACCAAGGUGGUAACAUGCAGAGUUUCCGUCCUACUGUUCAGCCUUCAUACCAGCCACCUCCAAAUUAUAAGAAUCAUGGAGCAAUCAUGAGAAAUGAGGCACCUGCACGCAUUAUACCUAUUGCUGCCUUGAAUCCCUAUCAAGGUAGAUGGGCUAUCAAGGCACGGGUGACAGCAAAAGGAGAUCUCCGUCGUUACAACAAUGCAAGAGGAGAUGGAAAAGUAUUCUCCUUUGAUCUUCUUGAUUCAGAUGGAGGGGAAAUUAGGGUGACAUGCUUCAAUGCUGUGGUGGACCGUUUUUAUGAUACUAUCGAAGUUGGUAAAGUCUAUGUGAUAUCCAAAGGCAGCUUGAAACCUGCUCAGAAGAAUUUUAACCAUCUAAACAAUGAGUGGGAGAUAUUUCUGGAGACAACAUCAUCAGUAGAUCUUUGUCCAGAUGAAGAUACAUCUAUACCCAGGCAGCAGUUCUCAUUUAGGCCUAUCAGUGAAAUUGCAAAUGCUGAAAGCAAUUCCAUACUGGAUAUUAUCGGUGUUGUUGUAACAGUGAACCCUUCUGUUCCCAUAAUGCGGAAGAAUGGAAUGGAAACGCAGAGGCGAAUUCUGAACUUGAAGGAUCAAUCGGGGUUAACUGUUGAAUUGACAUUAUGGGGAGAUUUCUGCAACAGGGAAGGACAACAGCUUCAUGAUAUGGUAGAAGCCGGAAUUUUCCCCAUUUUGGCUGUCAAAGCUGGAAAAGUUAAUGAUUUUAGUGGGAAGUCCAUUGGUACCAUAUCUGCCACACAGCUAUUCAUAAAUCCCGACUCUGCAGAGGCUGACAGCUUGAGAAACUGGUUUGAUCGAGGGGGAAAAGACACUGCUUCUCAUUCCAUAACCAAAGACGCUAUACUCGGUGGAAUGAAGAACGAGACACGCAAGUGCUUGACACAGAUAAAAGAUGAAGGGCUGGGAAGAUCAGACAAACCAGACUGGAUUGCAGUUAAGGCAACUGUGUCCUUUAUCAAAACAGACUCGUUCUGUUACACAGCCUGCCCUUUGAUGAUCGGUGACAGGCAGUGCAACAAGAAAGUGACGAAGUCUGGAAACUCAGCGUGGCUAUGCGACAGGUGCAAUCAAGAAUUCGAAGAGUGUGAUUACAGAUACCUUCUUCAGGUUCAGAUUCAAGACUACAGCGGCAUGACAUGGGUGACCGCUUUCCAGGAAGCCGGUGAAGAGAUCUUAGGGUGCUCUGCCAAGGAGUUGUACGUGUGGAAAAACGAAAUGCAAGAUGACCUCAAAUUCCUUGAAGUUAUUCAAAACUGCCUCUUCAGGGAGUUCAUCUUGAAGCUCAAAAUAAAAGAGGAGAUUUAUGGCGACGAACAAAAGCUGAAGAUCACUGUUGUCAAGGCAGACAAAUUGAACUACUCUGAAGAGAGUAGGUUUCUGUUUGAUAGCAUCACAAAGCGCCAUGUCACUACAUAUUAGAAUGGCAUGCAUCCUUUUCUAUUAAAUAAUUUUUAUAGCAACAUUUUUAACUCUCA
Salvia hispanica is the source of this 2025-nucleotide messenger RNA. RefSeq names its product replication protein A 1A (gene RPA1A). Gene Ontology annotation, cellular component: nucleus; DNA replication factor A complex. The record is from RefSeq and is a predicted model, not a curated record. NCBI's taxonomy places the organism in Eukaryota, Viridiplantae, Streptophyta, Magnoliopsida, Lamiales, Lamiaceae. Gene Ontology annotation, molecular function: single-stranded telomeric DNA binding; damaged DNA binding. Gene Ontology annotation, biological process: DNA replication; telomere maintenance via telomerase; double-strand break repair via homologous recombination.